Messenger RNA from Gigantopelta aegis, 1021 nucleotides. RefSeq lists its product as uncharacterized. The annotation marks the transcript as partial. Lineage: Eukaryota; Metazoa; Mollusca; Gastropoda; Neomphalida; Peltospiridae. The transcript has 5 exons. The record is from RefSeq and is a predicted model, not a curated record. Gene Ontology annotation, biological process: regulation of apoptotic process.
AUGACAGACGAGAAAAAGAACCGAGUGCGUGAAAUAAUGACAACGACAAUAACGAAAUUGCUAGCUGGAGAGCUUAUCCGUGUACAAGAGUACACAGAUAUGUGUGUGAAAUCAGUCCAACAAACUGACGCUGAAGACGAUUAUCAACAAAUUGGCUAUAAUUUGGAAUACAUGGAAGAUGACCUGAUGGAGUUAUUUAAGGGGAAACAUCCCCUCGUAACUCCACUUUUUGCAGAACCCCCCCAGCCAAAUCGUAACCAUCAACAGGCAAUAGACAGAUGCUACAACUCCUUCGUGAAUGACCUUGACCUAAAGUCGACGUCUUUUCUAGACCACCUUGUUCAAGAUGAUCUUUUGUCUGUCGCCAGCGUGGAGAGCAUCCAAACACGAGCAACAACCAGGGCACGCAAUGAGGCAUUUAUGCACAUUCUCAAAACGUGCACUUCGGGGAAAAUUAAUAAUGUUAUAAUUCCAGCACUUCAAAAGACACACCUACAUCUUGCUGAGAAGUUAAAAGCUGAGAUGGCAAAGCCUUGUCAAAUUGUUCCCAGCAAAUGUCUGGCCUGCCAAAUAAGAGAGGACGUUCAGGUUAAACGUCUCGCCGACUCCCUGCAUCAACAAAAAAGUAUCCCACAUACUGACUACAAGACCUCAGCUAUGACAAACACUGACAAAUGGACUGCUCUAAUAAAAGAAGUCAAUACGGCAGAAAUUAUUAAAGCCCUUCAAAAGAAUUAUCCAGACUUACAUGCUGAGUGUCAAAUAAAAAAACUGAAAACUUUAGAGUGUACUUGUUUUAUGGAAGAUGAAGAAAACGAAAUGGAUGUGUCGAGAAUAUCGGAUUUGGAAUCAAUUAUGGACGUUGUUGAGGACUAUGCAAAACAGUUGGCCAAGCGUGAGAGUGAACUGUUAAAUGCCUUCUGGAAAGGAAAAACUUACGGGAAAAAAUUCAAUUUAUCAUCUGAAUAUGACGACAGCAUUGGACAUGAUAGUGAUUUAACAGACAUGUGUUCACCAAAAG